Stegostoma tigrinum is the source of this 1431-nucleotide messenger RNA. RefSeq names its product C-X-C chemokine receptor type 2-like. The transcript has 2 exons. Gene Ontology annotation, molecular function: C-X-C chemokine receptor activity. The record is from RefSeq and is a predicted model, not a curated record. Bases 100 to 1092 code for a protein of 330 amino acids. Gene Ontology annotation, cellular component: membrane. Gene Ontology annotation, biological process: G protein-coupled receptor signaling pathway; immune response; neutrophil chemotaxis. Lineage: Eukaryota; Metazoa; Chordata; Chondrichthyes; Orectolobiformes; Stegostomatidae.
AUUUAAUGUGACAUGAGGGGAACACAGGGGAAGCUGAGUUGUAAAGUGUGUAAAUUCCACAGCGACGAAACUUGGAGAUCCUGAUAUUGGCCACAGAAAAUGGACAGCCAGAAAUUUGAAUUUGGCGAUCUCGAUUUUGAUAAUAUGUUUGAAGAUUAUACAAAUGCUUACGACUACAUUAUUGACCCAGACGUGUCGCCCUGUUACUCUGAAGUGAAUGAAUCAAUCAACACAGCUCUGGCUGUUAUCUACAGCCUGGUGUGCUUCCUCGCUGUGACAGGGAACAUUAUUGUAAUGAUUGUCCUACUUUAUGAUCGACGUACCAUAUCAUCCACAGACACCUACCUGCUACAUCUGGCAGUGGCUGAUCUGCUCUUUGCUGUGACCCUGCCUUUUUGGGCAGUGGAUGCUGUAUCUGGCUGGGUGUUUGGUGAUGCCAUGUGUAAAAUUAUCAGCAUGUUACAGGAGAUUAACUUCUACAGUGGGAUUUUAUUGCUGGCUUGUAUCAGUAUUUAUCAUUUUUUGAUAACUAUUUCCUCCAACCAGACUUACAGGUGGAACACACCAUUUCGAACUCAGCUGGUCUGCAUAACUGUUUGGUUGCUGGCCAUUCUUCUAUCUUUACCGGUUCUGUAUAAGGGCAAAUAUACUCCCCCUAAUGCCAACAGAAAGAUAUGUUACAAGAUACUUGAUGGUGAACCAGGAGAAACAUGGAAAGUGCAGAUCAGGUCUUUGCGUCAUUUUAUUGGCUUUCUCAUCCUACUGGCUGUCAUCAUUUUCUGCUACAGCGUGACAAUCCUGAAACGGUAUCACUCAAAGGGAUUUCAGAAACACAAAGCCAUGAAUAUAAUCACAGUGGUGGUGUUGGCUUUUGUAAUUUUUUGGCUGCCGUACAAUAUUACUAUAUUCACUGAUACACUAUUGAGGACCAAAUUCAUUGCUGAUAAUUGUGAGAAACGUAAUCAUAUUGAUAGGGCUCUAGUUGCAACUCAAAGUUUGGGAUUCCUGCACAGCUGUAUUAAUCCAGUUGUAUAUGGUCUCCUCUGGGUGAAAUUCAGGAGGAACCUCAUCAACCUCUUAGCCAUGAACUGAAUUGUUAAAUUCAUUGAGGAGACACAGAAUGAGACAUCCAUCUUCUGCUCCUCCACUUCAACCAAUCAGGAAACGGGCAACUGAGCUAUUUAAGAAUUAAGUGAUUGAAUGAAAGUUCUGUCACGGGUUUUUGGGUAUGAACAAAGUAAACAAAUUGUUUCUUGGAUGAUUUGUUGUGUUGGUAUCCAAUUCACAAUGAUCAGAAAUGAGUUUUGAGUUUUUCCCACAAUGUGCCCGCUGUUGCUCCAAUCUCCAUUACACUGUCUGCUUAAUCUUUUGAUUAAUUACUUUCUACCUGUGUAUUCAGUCUCAUUGUUUGCAAAGAUCUGCUUUCAUUCA